Molecule: messenger RNA, 1791 nt
Organism: Solanum stenotomum
Lineage: Eukaryota; Viridiplantae; Streptophyta; Magnoliopsida; Solanales; Solanaceae
Product: L-type lectin-domain containing receptor kinase IV.1-like
Exons: 1
Biological process (GO): protein phosphorylation
Cellular component (GO): plasma membrane
Molecular function (GO): ATP binding; carbohydrate binding; protein kinase activity
Source: RefSeq, a predicted model, not a curated record
AGCUUAGAUGGCAUUGCUAAUAUUACAUCCAAUGGUCUUUUGUCGUUAACAGAUUCCAAAACACAAGAUCAAGGCCAUGCUUUCUAUCCAAAUCCAAUUCAUUUCAAGAAUUCACCUAAUGGUAAAGCAUUUUCAUUCUCUACAACAUUUGUGUUCGCGAUAAGGUCUGAUUAUAGACCAUUGGAUGGUCAUGGACUAGUUUUUGUUAUCGCGCCACAGAGAGGAAUUCAGAAGGCUUUGGCAAACCACUAUCUUGGCCUUUUUAACUCAAGUAAUAAUGGGGAUAAAUCAAACCAUGUUGUUGGAGUUGAGCUCGAUACAAUCUACAGCGAAGAAUUUGGUGAUAUCAAUGCCAAUCAUGUUGGAAUUGAUAUAAAUGGAUUAAGGUCUGUAGCAGUUGAAACAGCAGGUUAUUUUGAUAAUACUGGCUUGUUUCAUAAUUUGACUUUGAUAAGUGGUCAGCCAAUGCAAGUUUGGGUGGAUUAUGAUGGCAGAACUAAGCUAAUCAAUGUGACAGUAGCUCCAUUACAUAUGGAAAAACCAGUUAGUCCACUUUUGGCUUUGAAAUAUGAUCUUUCGCCGAUUCUUAAUCAGAUUAUGUAUGUUGGUUUUUCAUCAUCAACUGGUUCAGUCCCAACACAUCAUUAUAUCUUGGGAUGGAGCNUAGCAACCUUAGUGGUGGUUUACUAUGUAAGAAGGAAGAAGUAUGAAGAAGUUCUUGAAGAUUGGGAACGUGAGUAUAGACCGCAAAGGUUCAAUUAUAAAGAUUUGUACACUGCUACUAAAGGAUUCAGAGAAAAGGAACUGUUGGGAGCUGGAGGAUUUGGUAAAGUUUAUAAAGGAGUGAUGCCUGUAACCAAACUUGAGAUAGCUGUAAAGAAGAUAUCUCAUGAAUCAAGACAAGGGAUGAAGGAAUUUGUUUCGGAGAUUGUAAGUAUAGGCCGUAUACAACAUAGGAAUGUAGUACCACUUUUGGGCUAUUGUAGGCGAAAAGGGGAAUUACUUUUGGUUUAUGAAUUCAUGUCUAAUGGAAGUCUAGACAAGUAUUUAUACGACCAACCAAGACUCACCCUCGAUUGGAACCAAAGAUUCAGAGUUAUUCGAGGUGUAGCAUCAGGACUAUUUUUCCUACAUGAAGAAUGUGACCAUGUAGUGGUUCAUAGGGAUAUUAAGGCUAGUAAUGUCUUGUUGGAUGGUGAACUAAAUGGCAGGCUAGGAGACUUUGGACUCGCGAGGCUAUAUGGUCAUGGGACCGAUCCUCAAUCAACUCGUGUCGUUGGUACUCUUGGUUAUCUUGCACCAGAGCAUACUAGAACUGGCAGGGCAACACCUAGUAGUGAUGUAUUUUCCUUUGGGGCUUUUUUACUUGAAGUUGCCUGUGGUAGGAGGCCGAUAGAGCCAAGACAAGCCGGUGAUGAUCUGAUUUUAGUCGAUUGGGUGUUUUCGUGCUGGAAUAGAGGUAAUAUUCUUGAGGCAGUUGAUCCAAACUUAGGCAAUGAUUUUGUUCCAGGGCAAGUGGAGUUGGUCUUAAGUCUAGGCUUGUUCUGCUCUCAUUCAGAGCCCUCAUUUAGGCCAACAAUGCGACAAAACGUGUUGUUCUUGGAUGGUGUUGUGGCCUUGCCAGAGUUAUCAGCCCUCGGUGUUUCAUCUGCUGGUCUAACAUUUGACCAUCGCGGAGGUUUUGAUGAUUUUAUCAAGUCGUAUCCAUCUUCUUCUGUUAAUGCACAUUCCCCCGCUUCAUCUGUAGCAGAAUCACUCCUUUCUGAUCCCCGAUGAUUCAUGAUGAGUUGG